GGUUCGCUUAUGUCUUCUUCCUUUCUCUGCUGCUCUUACGAGUCUCUCCAAUCAUCCAAGCAGUGACGAAUGGCUUGGAUUGAAAAGAUGCAUUUUACCCCUUGUGAAGACUGAUGAUGAAUUCUCGGUCAUAAUCGAUGUCCCGAAAAGGCAGCACGGGCUCACGCGGCCAGGCACUGCCGCAUGCCUCUCGACUUGCCUGGCAAGUCAUUACUAGGAGCCCGGAACCUUUGUGCACAUAAGGAGUAGCGAUGGCAGCUCCCGCACCUCCAGUAGCAAACAAAUUCAAGGAGGCGACGGCGAAGCUCAUCCUUGUGCUGGAGCGGGAAUGGCUGACCAGGAGGGGCGUACCGUUGCCCGCACCAACUCUUACGGCUCAGCAAAAGGCAGAAAUAGAGGAAUGCUUCACGCUGAUGGACAGCGACGGCAGCGGCGCCAUCGACGUGCGCGAAAUCAUUCAGGCGUUUGGCUCGCUGGGCUUUGUGAUCAGCAAGGACGCAAUUGAGGAGCUGAUGCUGGAGGCCGACCCAGAUGGCAGCGGCGAGCUGGAGUUUGAUGAGUUCCUGUCGCUCAUGGGCCGAGCGCUGUACCACCCCGACGCGAACGGCAAGGAGCUGGUGGCGUCAACCACUGCGGGCUCGCUGUCAUUUGCGGAUGUUGUGCGAGCGUUCCGGCGCAAGAAGCUCAUUGAGAGCCUCAUGCGGGGGGGCGACGCGCGGCGCAAGGUGGUGGACUUCCAUGAGAAGGUUCAGGUGCUCGUCCGUGCGGAAGCUGACGAGCUGCGUGAGCGGGCCAAGACGCACGCCAUCUUUGAGCGCAUGGAGACCCAGCGGGCGGAGCGGGAGCGGCUGGCCAAGGUGGUCCUGCCCGCCUCGCAGCGCGCAGCCAGGGUGAAGGCGCGGCUGCAGGACGUGGUGGGUCGCUCGCUGGGCGCCUUUGAGGCCCUGUACGCCGCCCACAACCCCUCCGCCAGCCUGGCGCGCCUGGCGUCCUUGGCCGCCAGCAGCCGCGCCGCCGCCAGCAGCAGGGGCGGCGACAGCAGCAGCCGCGACUGCAGCUCCGGGGAGGAGUCGGAGGACAGCGACGACCCCCUGGGGUUGAGGCGGCGGGGCCUGCUGCGGUCGGGCUCACAGGACGGUGCGGACACGGAGGGCGGUGGCGUGGAUAGCGCCCGGUCGGCGUCUCCGACGGUGCCCUUAGAGCGGGCGGCCAAGAGCGCACGGGGCGGCGGCGGUGGGGUCACAUUCUUGACAGAGGCGACGGUGGAGCAACACAAGGACGCGCAGGCUCAGCCGCACCACGGGUUCGCCGCGCCGCCCCUGAUGCGCAGCGCCUCCCUCAACUCCGUGGACAGCACCACGCUGCGGACGACGCGGCGUGUGAGCGCAGCUGUGCUCAAGUACUUUAAACAGCUGGAGGACAGCACCAAGAAGCAGGAGCAGAAGUUCGACGACCAGGCUCGCCUCAACGCCGCCUUCGUGCCCGUGGCGCCCGACCGGUCCGACUUCAAGCAGGCGCUCUACCCCUCACGACCCGGCUCGCGGGUGGCGCAGGCGGUGGGCGCCUCAGCACUGGCAGCAGCACCCGGGGCCGGAGGCACCGGCGACACGCUCAGCCCCGGCGGCGGCCCCCGCAGCCCCAGCCCCACACCCAUGGGCGGCAUGCGCGGCGGCGGCGGGACAGGCGCGGGCACCGGCACGAGUUCAGGCGCGGGCACGGGCAAUGCAUCGGCGAGUGCGGGCGGCAGCGGCAACGGCGGCAUCUGUCAGCACCCGCACGCGUGGGGCGUGCGAAGCCCAAGCCCGAGCCUUGGUGCCGGGGCCGGGUCUUGGACAGGGCCGGGCUCGGCCGCUGUGAUCACAUCUGCAUCGGGCCUGCCCCGCGUGUCGGCAGGGGCGUGGUCGGGCAGCGCGGGCGCGAGUGCAGGAACGGGCGGGGGCGCGGGUGCAAGCACGGGCGUGCGACGCAGCUUUGACUUGUCGGGCUCACGCCAAGCUAUGUCGCCAUCCCCGGUUCCGGGCGGCUCGCCAUCCCUGCCCACGAGCCGGGCCUGGCGGCAGACACCCGCCUUCGGGUUUGGCAGCGCCGCCGCGGCCCCCUUCGGCUGGGGCUCCGGCGUGUCGCCUGGCGCGGCGCUGUCACGAGGCGUGGCAGCUGGCGCUUCAACCACGGCCUUGAAUGCUUCAGGUUUCGCUGGAGGUGUGGGCGGCGGUGCUGUCCCUGUCCCCGGCCUGCCGCAGGCCCUGGCGGGCUUGCUGACGCCGGAGGUUGCCGGUGUUUUGGCGGACCCGAGGUCCAGCUGGCCAGGGCUGUCCAGCACCGCAGGCACCGCCACCGGGAUCGGCAUUGGGUCUUCGAUCGGGGGCGCUCCGCAGGAGCCGCACCCGCAGCCGUCGUCACAGGGGCUGUCGGCGUCAGGGGCAGCCGCAGGCGCCGGGGCAACGCAGUCGUCAGCAAGCGGCUCGCUACCAGCACUGCCGCACCAGCAUCAACACCAACACCAGCAGCCGCCGCAGCCGCCGCGCGCCGCCACCAGCCUGGGCUUCGCGCGCGAGGCGCAGCUGGCGACGGCGGCGGCAGCGGCUGCGCUGUGCGCACCCGGUACCAGUGGCGGCAGGAACGCGGUUACACCGGAGCCGGGUGCGUUGGCAGGCGCAAUGCCAACAACGGCAGGGCUGUCGCAGCCUGCAAGGGCGGGCGCAGGGCCCAUGCCAGGCCCGAUAACGCGGGCCUGGGUGGCGCAGAGCAAGAGCGGUGUCAAUGAGCUAGUGACGCCCCACACGCAGCGCGAGUCGAGUCUGAAGAAGCUCGGGUCGGGUGCUGCAGCAGGUGCCGUGCCAGUGGCAGCAGCAGGAGGAAAUGGCGGUGCUGCCAUUGGCGCUGGUGCUGGUGAGGGGCCUGGUGGCGGCGGUGGGGCCAGCGGUGGGGGCAGCGGCACCGGAAGCCCACGGCAGCUUCCGGCCGCUCCGGGCGCCACCUCUCCCAUGGGCGUAGCAGGACUGACUGCAGGCUCAGGCACGGGUGCAGGCCCUUCCACCGCCGGGUCACUCGUGACAGCAGCCCCCAGCGCUGCGGCCCAGCUGGGCGGCAGCCGCAGCCGCCUGAACCUGGGAUCUUCCACGCCCACCGCCUCCAGCGCUGGCGUGGCCGCCGGACACAGCAGCGGCAGCCGCAGCAUAGCCAAUGGCGGUAACAGCUUCAGCCAUGGUCCGUUCCUGCCAGUGGCUCGCAGUCCUGCCACCGGCGCGAGCUUGUCGGGCGCGGCCGCAGCGGCGCUGGUCGGCGAAAUUGUUAGCGUGGGGCCCGCGCCUGCGGUGGUUACUGGGUCCAUAUCCGCCGCCGACCAUGACGCCGCGAUACGGUCGCGGCUGCGCCCGCCCCGGGUUGGGUCACGUGCAGCCACGGCGCCUGCCGUCUCUACCUCGCUUGCCGCUUCCGCUCCUGUUGCGUUUGCCGCGCUGCCGAUGGCGACGGUCACUGAGGCGGGCGAUGAAGACCAGCUAUUGGCAGUGCUGGACAUGGACGCCAUUCUUGCGGAUGCGGAGGUUGCCAACCUUUCCGCCUCCGCGGGCGCGGUGCCGCUUCCGGGUCGCGGAGGCAGUGGCGGUAGUUGCGGCAGUGGCGGCCUGCCGGUCAGCCGCAAGCCCGCGGACGGCACCUACCCAGAGCCGAUGGCGCCAGCCGGGGUGCGGCCGCCCCCGGGCACCGCGCCUGGCAGUGCAGGUCUGCCGCCGCCGCCGGCGCACCGCACUGCCGUGUCGAGCCCGCUCCCGGGCGCAGCGCCCGCCGCAGCGACAGCCCCAGCAGGCGCCGCUGCUGCAUCUACCGCCGGUGGCGGCGCAGCGGCUGUGUCGCAGGAGUCGCUCCGCCGUGCGACUGUGUCACCAGAGCGACGUGGCUCCAGCGGAGCCAUUGGCGGCACGUCCUCCCGGCCACCGUCGCGAGCCCUGCUCACGCCUGCGUCGCCCCUGUCGCUCGUCCCGCUGCCGCCGCACCCUCACCAGCAGCACCCGCACCCUCAACAUGGCGCAGGGCCGAGCCAUGACGGGCUGCUUAACCACCGCCCUGCCUCGCCGCACGGAGCGCCUGCAACGGGCGCUGCUCUGCCGCUGCCGCCUCAUGUCGCGGCGCCGCCAGCGCCCUCCACGCCCGCAGGCUGCAACGUGCCUCCCAGCCCCGUGCCAGCGCUGCCGCUACGGCCCGCCAGCCCCGGGGGUUCCUACCUGCCCCGCGGCGCCUACAUGAAUGUCAGCAACGUUGGCCACGGUGGCGGCGGAGGUGCGGGUGGUGGCGGCCGGCGGCCCAGCGCACGUGGCGCAAAAGGCGGGGGGCAGCGCUGGUCCGGCCGCGGCUUCGGGACCGGCACGGUGUCUGGCACGGGCACGGGCGCGGCAAACAGCGACGCCGGCGCUGCAGGCGCUGGCGCUGGCGCCGGUGCCGGCGAGCGCCCGGCCAGUGCGGCGCGUGUUGCCCUAACGCCGGACGCCCUGCUCGGGGGCGGUGGCUCGCGUCGGCGCAUUAUGGUCACGUGCUAUGGGCAGCAGGUGGAUACUGCGCCGGACGGGGCAGUGGUGGUGCCGCCGGCGCCUGCCACGCGCUCGCCUGAGUCGCGCGGCGGCUCGGCAAGCGGCGACCGCUACGUUGUAAAUGCCACACUGGUGGAUAACAGCGGCGGCGCCGUUGGCCAGCCGCUGCAGACACCAACGCCCACGCCCAAAGGCGCGCGGGGAGGCCGGGCGGCAGCCGCGGCGGCGGCAGCUGGUGCGGUGGCGGCGGCGGCGGCGGCGCAUGCGGUCCCACUGGAUUUGGAUCUGGAUCAGUACAUGGCACAGCAGCAGGCCAUGCAGGAUCCAGACACUAUCGGGGCAGGUGAUCGCGCCGAUUUGGACCGCCAGUCUGCAGGUCUAGCUGAUGUGGCUGCGCUAUGGCCGGUGGGCACGGCGCCCAACGCCACGCACAACCAGCCGCCGCCGCUGCAUCUGCACGGCCACCACCAGCGGCCCGGCUCCCGGCAGCAGCUGUACCCCCAGCAGCACGCCGGCCAGAACCCGCAACACCAGCCGCAGCUACCGCUGCCAUACCGGCAUGCAGGCACACCGGCAUCGCCGCAAGCGCAGCCGGCGCAGCCGGCGCAGCCGCCCACUCGCUAUCACCAGCCACGCCUGUCGCCGCAGCCGCUGGCUGCAGGCGGCCACCGCCGUGCCUACACCCCACCCUCCACUGCCGCCGCCCGCCCCGACUCGGGUGCGAGCAACCUUCCGGCUGCUCAUGCCAGCCCGGCUGGUGGUGUCGGCGCCACUGGUAGCAGCGCAGAGCGUGUGGUGCCGGUGCCGAUGGCUGGGAGCCAGCGGGCCACGGUGGACGGGCGGCCUCCCAGCCGGGUAGCUCCUACUGAUGUGGCAAUGGAGCAUGUGCCUGCAGGGGAGCUGGGGCCGUGGGGGGCGGCGGCCGUGAGCCCAGGCAUGGGGCCGCGGGCGGCGACUUGGCAGCAGGGCUGAGGCAUGAUGCAGGAUGACAAGCAUGAGCAAGUGAGCAGAUUGCAUGGAACGCUGCAGGUGGCGUGUAGGUGUGGGAGCAGGGGUAUGCAGGUGGGGUGUGAGACCGGAGGACGGGUUGUCAAGGGGCAUGGGUUGGUGUGCGUGGUCGGGCAAGUAAAUGGGGACAGCAGCGCGGCUGAUGCGUUGGUGUAGUGGUUGUUUGUAUUAAAUGCAUGCGCAAAGCAGGACGGGUCAAGGACGCAACGGCUGAAUUGCAUGUUGUCAUAGUUGCGGUUGUAAUUGGCCGGGUACCGCAAUGUUCCAUUCUAUGGUAUGCUGGCGUAUGGAUAGGACAGGGGGAUAGGUGCUGUGGUGGAGGUUCACUACUAGCCAUCGGACGGCGGAGACGCGGGCAUACGCGGAGAAGCGACUUCAUAUUCUUGUAGACAGCUGUAGAUCAGGAGAAGCGCAGGAUCACUUGAAUGCUCGAGGAGUGAGGGCGGGGGCGGCCCUUGUUGACCGUGCAGGUGCCCACCGCAAGACGUGCAAUAGCACUGCAGGCUUGGGAUGGCGCGAGAAUAUACACGCGGGCUGCGCCGCGUCCACCGGCUGGGGAAGGCCCGGCGACAUGUCGUUGUCGUCCGCUGUUAAAGCCAACAUUAUCCGUUCCAAGUGCAACGAAUGAGUGAAAGUUUCGC
This is a messenger RNA of Chlamydomonas reinhardtii, 6175 nucleotides long. RefSeq lists its product as uncharacterized. Lineage: Eukaryota; Viridiplantae; Chlorophyta; Chlorophyceae; Chlamydomonadales; Chlamydomonadaceae. Gene Ontology annotation, molecular function: calcium ion binding; enzyme regulator activity. The record is from RefSeq and is a predicted model, not a curated record. The coding region runs from base 252 to 5498 and encodes 1748 amino acids. The transcript has 9 exons.